ACCCACGUAUCAAACAUGUCUGACGAAAGAACUUUCAUUGCCAUCAAGCCAGAUGGUGUCCAAAGAGGAUUGAUCUCCUCCAUCAUCGGUAGAUUCGAAAACAGAGGCUUCAAGUUGGUUGGAAUCAAAUUGGUCCAACCCACCGAAUCCUUGUUGAGAACUCACUACGACGACUUGCAAUCAAAGCCAUUUUUCCCAUCUUUGUUGUCCUACAUGUUGUCUGGCCCCAUCUUGGCCACUGUCUGGGAAGGUAAAGACGUUGUCAAGCAGGGAAGAGUCAUCUUGGGUGCCACCAACCCAUUGGCUUCUGCUCCUGGUACCAUUAGAGGAGACUUUGCCAUUGACAUGGGAAGAAACGUGUGCCACGGUUCCGACUCUGUUGAGAGCGCCAAGAAGGAAAUUGACUUGUGGUUCAAGAAGGAUGAGUUGGUUGAAUACAAGCACGCCUUGCUUUCUUGGAUCUACGAGUAGAUAUGUUUAUAGUCAAUAAGCACAUUUAUUUGUAC
Molecule: messenger RNA, 506 nt
Organism: Yamadazyma tenuis ATCC 10573
Lineage: Eukaryota; Fungi; Ascomycota; Pichiomycetes; Serinales; Debaryomycetaceae
Gene: YNK1
Product: nucleoside diphosphate kinase
Biological process (GO): GTP biosynthetic process; UTP biosynthetic process; CTP biosynthetic process
Molecular function (GO): nucleoside diphosphate kinase activity
Source: RefSeq, a predicted model, not a curated record